AAGCGUUAAUAACGGAAACGGUUUGCGUGUGAGUGCGCAUGCUCCGUAACAGCGAGUCUAGUUGCCAACGUAACGAGGAAGAUGGCGGGUGUUUAUCGAAGUGGAGUGAUGCUGGCGAACAAGAAGAAGACGACCAAGCCUGCCGCAUUUGAUCGGAAAAUCCCAGUCAACCCAAAAUACAAACACGUCAAACCAACGGUGGACACUGGAGCAAGUCUUUCGAAAUACUUGGCAAAAAUUGAAGAAAUUCGGAAAAAUUACCGAUAUAAGAAAGAUGAAUUGUUCAAGAGGAUGAAGUGGACCACAUUUGUCCAGCUGGUUCUACAAAUUGCUGAGUUUAACAAAUCAAAAGAACAGAAGAUUGAUCUGGUGGAAGAGGUUGAUAUAGACAUAUCUACUCGUCCUUACACUGCUGACACAGCUGACCUUGAAGUCCAGAAGAUCCAGGACUCAAGUCCAUCCGCAUCACAAGCAUCCACAGAUGAAGAAUUCACAGACCCUGCAAGCGCCACAGACCAGGUCAAUUCCGCAGACAGCGGCCUCUACACUUCUCGCUCGACACUACAGGAUGUUAUCCAAGGUGUUGGUGAAAUUGACCAGCUGACCACACCCUGCUUAGAGAAGGAGCUAGUGGUGGCUAAGGAGGAUGAGAACAGUUGCUGCCCUUAUUUACUACUGGACGUCCGAGACAAAGAUGAAUUUGACCAAUGUCACAUCAUAACCGCCCAUAACUACCCAUCUGCCAUGUUGUCCAGAACUACCAACAGUGAAACUAAAGAGAUGUUGUCAUAUAAAAACAAACCAGGCCGACUUAUACUGCUUUACGACUACGAUGAAAAUAUUUGUCCCCGUGUCGCCUCUACAAUUGCCGAAAGGGGUUUUGAUAAUUUAUUUCUACUUUCUGGAGGUUUAAAAGUUGCCGAGAAGCUGUUUCCUCAGGGUUUGAUUGUCGGUCACAUCACACCAGAACCACACAACAGACAGAGGAUAGGGAGUCCAUUGGUUGCUAACCAGACGGAGUUUUGCAGCAAGGACUUGGAAGAACUUGCCAUAUUCUUAGGCAAAGCUUUACAAGACAAAAGUGUUGGCAAUCGACUCUCCAAGUCAGUUCUAUCCUCCCGAUGUGCCAGCAACAGUUCCUUCCAUUCGUCUCACUACGCACAGCAGCCACCACCGACGCCGUCAUCAGUGUCCUUAUCCUCAGCAUCCAGCAGACGUCCGUUCAGGACUUAAAAAGUCAGUAGUUGUCUCCCCCUUUUCGGUUU
Molecule: messenger RNA, 1265 nt
Organism: Octopus sinensis (East Asian common octopus)
Lineage: Eukaryota; Metazoa; Mollusca; Cephalopoda; Octopoda; Octopodidae
Product: centrosomal protein of 41 kDa B
Exons: 11
Coding region: 82-1233 (383 amino acids)
Biological process (GO): cilium assembly; protein polyglutamylation
Cellular component (GO): ciliary basal body
Source: RefSeq, a predicted model, not a curated record